UUGUUCUGUUUCCAUAACACUUUCCAAAUUUUCCAACAUGUCGUUAAAGGUCGUCGUCGUUCUUGUUGCCUUUGUCGGAGUGAUCGCUGCUCAGCAUUAUUACCAAGCUCAACAUCAUGAGGAAGAGCAUCACGGUCCAGUUCACUACGAGUUCAACUAUGACAUCCAUGACGAUCACACCGGAGAUGUUCAUGGACGCAAGGAAGCUCGCAAAGAUGAUCAUACUCAGGGAGAGUACUAUCUGAUCGAUGCCGAUGGCCACAAGCGUACCGUGACUUAUCAGGUCGAUGGCAAGAGUGGAUUCAUCGCCCAGGUUCACCGCGAGCCAAUCAAGGGAUAUCAGAUUCCUCAGCAGGUGCACAAAAUUGUAUCUCCAGUCCACAAAGUUCUUGCAGUUCCAGUGCACCAUGAUUACCAUUAUUAG
Messenger RNA from Toxorhynchites rutilus septentrionalis, 424 nucleotides. Its product is annotated as larval cuticle protein A2B-like. NCBI's taxonomy places the organism in Eukaryota, Metazoa, Arthropoda, Insecta, Diptera, Culicidae. The transcript is spliced from 2 exons. The coding region runs from base 38 to 424 and encodes 128 amino acids. The record is from RefSeq and is a predicted model, not a curated record. Gene Ontology annotation, cellular component: extracellular matrix.